GCGGCCGCGCGGGGCGGGGGCGCCCGACGGCGUCGGAGGGCGCGGCGGCGCGAGGCCUGAGGGAGGGGACGCGAUGCUGGAGACCCUGCGCGAGCGGCUGCUGAGCGUGCAGCAGGAUUUCACCUCCGGACUGAAGACUUUGAGUGACAAAUCAAGAGAAGCAAAAGUAAAAAGCAAACACAGGACUGUUCCACACUUACCAAAGUACUCGGCUGGACUGGAAUUACUUAGCAGGUAUGAGGAUACAUGGGCUGCACUUCACAGAAGAGCCAAGGAGUGUGCAGACGCUGGCGAGCUGGUGGACAGCGAGGUGGUCAUGCUGUCUGCUCACUGGGAGAAGAAGAGAACCAGCCUGACCGAGCUGCAGGAGCAGCUGCAGCAGCUGCCAGCUCUCCUCCAGGACUUGGAGUCCCUGAUGACAAGCCUGGCUCAUUUAGAGACGAGUUUUGAAGAGGUAGAAAACCACCUGCUGCAUCUGGAGGACUUGUGUGGGCAGUGUGAGCUAGAAAGACACAAGCAGGCCCAGGCCCAGCACCUGGAGAAUUACAAGAAAAGUAAGAGGAAGGAGCUUGAAGCCUUCAAAGCUGAACUAGAUGCCGAGCACACACAGAAGGUCCUAGACAUGGAGCACACCCAGCAACUGAAGCUGAAGGAGCGGCAGAAGUUCUUCGAGGAAGCUUUCCAGCAGGACAUGGAGCAGUACCUGUCCACGGGCUACCUGCAGAUCGCAGAGAGGCGAGAGCCCAUGGGCAGCAUGUCAUCCAUGGAAGUGAAUGUGGACGUUCUGGAGCAAAUGGACAUGAUGGACAUCUCUGACCAGGAGGCUCUCGAUGUCUUCUUGAACUCUGGCGGAGAGGACAAGAUUGUGAUGUCCCCUGGUGUGGAGAUGGAAUCCAACCCCAUUCAGAAUGAAAUGAGUCUUCAGAUUCCAAAUCCCUCAGAAUCAGCAUCCCAUCCACCUGCCUCACCCUCUGCCUGCACUGACCUGGACACUGCUGAUGCCCCCCUCAUCCAGGCUGAUGAGGAGGAGGUACAGGUCCCCAUGGCGUAAGCUGGAGUCACAGCAGAGUGGCUGAGCAGUGACAUGGACGUGCCUCUGCAGCUCCACUCCCUGGCCUAAGAGAGGACUUGCAGCCCCUGCCCCACUGACCAAAGAAAGCCCGAUCCCUUCCCACAAGACAGACCAAACGUCCAAAAAACUUGUUUUUAUUAUUAAACCUUGUAGUACAAACCUGAAAAGUAAACAAAGAACUGGCAAUAAACCACACAGAGCCUCCCUGCGGGAGGGGUGCAGAGCAGCGCUAAUAAAUUAAAUGUCAAACUGUAAGCCAUAGGCGAAAGUUUACUGUCAAAAAGAGGGAAAGUACACAGCAAGGCCAUAAAAACUGGACAACCACAUUGGAAAACACUCGACUGUUAGGUAAUCAUUAAAUAUUCCAAAACAGUUCCGUCUUCUGCAACAACAACCACCAAAGUGGAUCCUAGGACUCUUCUGGCAGUCACCACUGGCAAGCUCAGUGCAAUAUGGGUAGCUACGGACUGAUCCAAUUAUGAAACAAAGAACAGCUUGUGAAAACAGUUUCCCUUUUUUAUUCCACACAUACUGUACACACAACCGGAGAAGGGCAACAGCUACUCCAUUACCAUGUUCUGUUGUUGUUGAGUGAUGUAAGCAGCACUUAUAAAUGUUACAAGAAAAACCCUGUAAGCAUCCAAUCCAGCCGAUGAAGAAACUGAAAUGUAAGGCUUUUCUUCAUCUUUUCUCACCCCUUCCCUCCCCCCACCAAGAAAAGGCUCAAGUAUUUAAAACAAUUUACAGGAGUAUGUACAAAAGGGAUGGGACUUUUUUCUUUUUUUUUCUUUUUUGUUAAAACAUGAAGAGAAAAAAUAGACAAGAUGAGCACAGAUGUGUUUUCACAUUCAAAAAGAACUGCAGACUUAGUGGCUCUACAUGUGAGGGACACAAACAUUAAUGCUGAUGUGUGAGAGACACAAGCAGAGAUGGAGGUGGGAUGUCGGGAAAUUGCACAUGGAUGACAGGGAAGCACUUACAGUCAACUGCUGUUUCCUUUCCUCAAGGAUGCUAUCAAAGGGUUUUUUUGUUUUUUGUUUUUUGUUUUUUUUUUGAUAAAGUAGCCAACAGCACCAAAAAAAUUAACAGAAUGGAUUUCCUAAUGAAAUCAGGCACAGGUCUCCCUCAGUGACCCUCCAAGGCAGGCAGUCUUUGUCUUUGUCCUCUCUCCCCCUCGAACGGAUGCAUAGUGAUGUGCUGGUAUGAGAACCUCAGUCACUCGAACCUCACAUUUUGCCUUCAGCUGCCAUAACCGCCCAGCCAAACAAACACGGCUCUCCGGUUCCAAAAGUUACAAACUCCCCUCGUACAUGACAGAAGAAAAGACAGUCAAAGUAAAGCCAUUUCAAGUUUUCUUU
Arvicanthis niloticus (Nile rat) is the source of this 2430-nucleotide messenger RNA. RefSeq names its product dystrobrevin binding protein 1 (gene Dtnbp1). Gene Ontology annotation, biological process: neuron projection development; regulation of synaptic vesicle exocytosis; platelet dense granule organization. The record is from RefSeq and is a predicted model, not a curated record. Lineage: Eukaryota; Metazoa; Chordata; Mammalia; Rodentia; Muridae. Gene Ontology annotation, cellular component: plasma membrane; neuron projection; synaptic vesicle membrane.